AUGCUUAGACACGCGGCCCUCAAGCCUAGGUUCGCGGCUGUCCGCUCGGGCGCUGCGACUCUGGGCUCGGUACACGUCGCGGCUCGAUUGACCCCGGUCGUCCAUCGACAGCUGUCUACUUCGCAAUGCACGCAAGCUGCUGCACGAACUACCGUGUCGCCCAUCGCACAUCAGCGCAGGGCAUCCACCAUCGCCUCUUCCCCCGUCGAAGCCACGACGCUCAAGCCGCUACCUGCCAAGAUCCUCAUCGCCAACCGCGGAGAGAUCGCCUGUCGAAUCAUCCGCACCUGCCGUCGACUCGGCAUCUCCACCGUCGCCGUCUUUUCGGAAGCCGAUGCAGCCUCGCAGCACGUCAAGCUCGCCGACGAAGCGUACUGCAUUGGCCCCGCUGCCUCGUCCGAAUCGUACCUGUGUCAGGACAAGAUCCUCGCUGUCGCUCAGCGUACGGGUGCCACCAUGAUCCACCCUGGAUACGGAUUUCUCUCGGAAAACGCAGCCUUUGCAAAGCUCCUCGAAGACACGGACAGCAUCACGUUCAUCGGUCCACCCGCUUCGGCCAUCGAUGCUAUGGGUAGCAAAUCCGCCAGCAAAGAGAUCAUGCUCGCUGCCGGUGUUCCCUGCGUUCCCGGUUACCACGGUUCCGAACAAGAUCCCGAUUUCUUGGCUCGAGAGGCGGACAAGAUCGGCUACCCCGUGCUGAUCAAAGCCGUCAAGGGAGGUGGUGGUAAAGGGAUGAAGAUCGCCACGACGGCGGCCGAGUUUGCCGACGCACUGUCGUCGGCCCAACGCGAAGCUUUGAAGUCGUUCGGCGACCCCACGGUGCUCAUCGAAAAGUACCUCACCGCUCCACGUCACGUCGAAGUGCAGGUCUUUGCGGAUCGUCACUCCAACGCCGUGUACAUCUCCGAACGCGACUGCUCCGUCCAACGUCGUCACCAAAAGAUCAUCGAAGAAGCCCCCGCCCCGCACCUCUCCGAAUCCCUCCGCACCGAGCUCGGUGAAAAAGCCGUCGCCGCUGCAAAAGCCGUCGGCUACGUCGGAGCUGGAACAGUCGAGUUCAUUCUGGAUGCGGAACGACCCGAAAACUUUUAUUUCAUGGAGAUGAACACGAGGUUGCAGGUCGAACAUCCGGUGACGGAGAUGGUGAGCGGGUUGGAUUUGGUAGAGUGGCAGUUGGAGGUGGCGAGCGGGAAUCGGUUGCCGUUGUUGCAGGACGAGUUGAGGAUCGAGGGACAUGCGUUCGAGGCGAGGAUCUAUGCCGAGAAUACGGAUAAGGGGUUCCUGCCGGAUACGGGGAAGCUGGUUCACGUCAGGUUGCCACCGACGACCACGGUGGGUCACUCGAACGGUGCGAUGAUCUCCCGAGGUGGCGGGGAGGUCGCUUCCGAGGUCAAGGCGGAAGCGGUGGUGAGGGUGGAUACCGGGUUCGUAACGGGUGACGAGAUCUCCGUGCACUACGAUCCGAUGAUCGCCAAGCUCAUCGUCAAGGGGAGGGAUCGUACCGAGGCGUUGCGGAUCAUGGCCAACGCUCUGGAAAGGUAUCAGGUGGUCGGACCGAUGACCAACAUCCAGUUUCUCAAGAACUUGGUCCGACACCCCAAGUUCAUCGAAGGUAAAGUCGAGACGGGUUUUAUUGGCAAGUACGGGGAAGAAGGGCUGUUCGGUGAUCCGUAUACGAAGGAGGGUGAGUUGGAGGAGGCGGUGGCUCAGGGUGUGAUUUGGAUGUACCAACGCGAUCUCAGGGGCAACCUGGAGGACGGCAAGGGAGGUAUCUGGACGAAGCCAGAUUUCGUUUCUCUGGAAAAGCGCUCCUUCGACGUCUCGCACAAGACCUUGGGAGAGCUGCGCAUCGACGUCGUCCCCACCUCCCGCCACCCCAACGGCGCUGCCGAUCAGACGUACAACAUCACCCUCACCUCACCCUCACGCUCCACGGAGCUCACUGCCAUCCGCACCACCGGCUGCACCACCAUCCCUCACUCCCGCACCUCCCUCCACUACACCACCUUCCUCCCCACAGGCGUAUCGACCAGCUUCUCGCUCAUCCCGCCCACGUGGUUCUCCGCGAUUUCCGCGGCGGCGGGAGAUGCGAGCGCGGCGUCGAGCGAUGCACUGGUCGCACCCAUGCCGUGCAAGAUCGUCGACUGCAAGGUGACGCCCGGACAGACGGUCAAGAGGGGAGAGACGGUGGUGAUCCUCGAAGCCAUGAAAACCGAGAUCAGUUUGAAGGCCGGUAGGGAUGGCGUGGUGGAGAGCGUGAGUGGCAAGUGCAAGGUGGGCGGGCUGGUGGGCGAGGGGACGCUGCUGGUCAAGUUCGAGGCGGAAGCGGACGAGGGGGAGAAGACCGAGUAA
Pseudozyma hubeiensis SY62 is the source of this 2352-nucleotide messenger RNA. RefSeq lists its product as hypothetical. The coding region runs from base 1 to 2352 and encodes 783 amino acids. Lineage: Eukaryota; Fungi; Basidiomycota; Ustilaginomycetes; Ustilaginales; Ustilaginaceae. Gene Ontology annotation, cellular component: mitochondrion. The record is from RefSeq and is a predicted model, not a curated record. Gene Ontology annotation, molecular function: ATP binding; methylcrotonoyl-CoA carboxylase activity; metal ion binding. The transcript has a single exon.